UUACUGCCAAGGGCUUUACAACAAGCGUAGCCUUUGGAAACAUUUAAAGAACUGUCCUCUGAAACCUAAAGAUGAUGAAUCCAAGGGCAGGAAAAGAGUCCGAUCACUCUGCGCUCUGAAAACUCCAGUUGGUUUAGAAGUGAGCAAAGGUUUAAAGAAUAUACUUUCCAUUAUGAACUAUGAUGAAGUUUCCCGUGUUGUUCACUCUGACUGCUGCAUCAUGCAACUGGGGGAGCACAUGUUUAAUAGGAUGGGAUCUGAUGUUAAUAAACAUGACUACAUCAGACAGAAGAUGAGAGAAGUUGGCAGACUUCUUCUUGAAGCAAGGAAGAUUACUCGGCUAAGAUCUAUGGUGGACUUCAUCAUUCCAGCAAAUUUCAAACAAGUCAUUUCAGCUGUUAAAGUUGUAUCUGGCUAUGAUGAAGAGAAAAACUGCUACCGCAUUCCCUCUCUAGCUCUCAAACUUGGUCAUUCUUUAAACAAGAUCUGUAGUAUUGUUGAGAGCAAUGCCAUGAUGUACGGAGACCAUCAACGUGCUGAGUGUGCUCGAGACUUCAGAAAAAUACACCAGGCAAGAUGGAACGAAUACAUUUCUGCUGGUGCUUUAACUACUUUAAAAGAAGCCAAGUGGAACACGCCUCAGAUCAUUCCUUUCACUCAAGAUGUCAAAGUUCUGCAUGCACAUCUGGAAAAGAAACACAAACAGUUCCUAAGCAAGCUCAGAAACUGCCCAUCGGCAAAAAGCUAUUCAGCUCUUGCUAAGGUCACAUUGACGCAAGUCAUCCUGUUCAACAGAAGAAGAGAAGGUGAGGUAUCACGAAUGCUUUUGGCAGCUUUUAAAAGCAGGGAUUCUUCUGAGCUACAUGAAGACCUAGCGAUCUGUCUUUCGGAGUUCGAGAGAAAGUUGUGUCUGCACUUCACCCGAGUUGAGAUCCGUGGUAAACGAGGGAGAAAGGUUCCUGUGCUUCUCAAGCCUUCAAUGGUUUCUGCCAUGGAGCUGCUUGUUGAAACACGUGAGGUUUGUGAAGUCCCAGCUGAGAAUCCUUUUCUGUUUGCCAGAUCAGGAGCAAUGCCUGCAUACCGAGGAGGAGAGUGCAUUUACAGAGCUGCUCAGGAAUGUGGCAUAAAGAAUCCAGAAGCACUGUCAUCAACUAAGCUGAGGAAACACAUAGCAACCAUGUCAAAAAUCUUGAACCUUGAUGAGAACGAAGCAGAUCAAUUGGCUGAUUUCCUCGGUCAUGAUAUCAGAAUCCACAGACAAUAUUACCGCUUACCGGAGGGGACGCUGCAGCUGGCAAAGAUGAGCAAGGUCUUGUUAGCAAUGGAAAAGGGAACACUCUCAGACUUCAAAGGAAAGACGCUUGAUGAGAUUGAAAUUGACCCAAAUGAACAAUUUGAACCCCUCGUUAAUGAUAUGUCAAGUGAUGAGGAGGAUUGCAGCGACCCAUCUCAGUCAGCAUCCCCAGAAGAGACGGCUCAACUGUCUGGAUCACAAAAGGAUCAAAGUUCUUUAAAGGCUCCAAAAAGAAAAUGGGAGGACAUUGAGGUAAAAGCAAUAGAAAGGCACAUGAUGAGGUUCAUCAAGACAUGCAAAGUUCCUGGUAAGCAAGACUGUGAAAGAUGCAUUGAAGCAGAGCCAGAGGCUUUGAAGGAGCGAACAUGGACUGGCCUGAAAAACUAUGUGCGAAACAGGAUCACAACUCUCAAAAAAAAGGGUGCUUUGUAGCCGUGUAGAAGUAAAAUGACUUUUCAA
Messenger RNA from Xyrauchen texanus (razorback sucker), 1753 nucleotides. RefSeq lists its product as uncharacterized. Bases 173 to 1726 code for a protein of 517 amino acids. The transcript is spliced from 3 exons. NCBI's taxonomy places the organism in Eukaryota, Metazoa, Chordata, Actinopteri, Cypriniformes, Catostomidae. The record is from RefSeq and is a predicted model, not a curated record.